GGACUUUUGAAAGUGACUUGUUCACGCGUAGUUGGCGGGUUUUCUGAAAGUUCUUCGAAAUGUAUUUGUACAAUAUCACGCUGCAACGUGCAUCUGGUAUUACUCAUGCAGUUCAUGGCAAUUUUUCGGGAACAAAGCAACAAGAGAUCGCAGUUGCAAGAGGAAAGAUAAUCGAGCUUCUGAGACCUGAUCCAAAUACAGGAAAAGUUUAUACAUUGUUAACAUGUGAGGCUUUUGGAAUUGUUAGAUCUUUCAUGCCCUUUCGACUUACUGGUAGUAGCAAAGAUUAUUUAAUCGUGGGAUCUGAUUCUGGGCGGGUUGUUGUGUUGGAGUACAUACCGUCUAAAAAUAUUUUUGAAAAAGUACAACAAGAGACUUUCGGGAAAAGUGGUUGCAGACGAAUUGUGCCAGGGCAGUACUUGGCUGUUAAUCCCAAGGGGCGCGCAUUUAUGAUAGGAGCUGUUGAAAAGCAGAAGUUAGUUUACAUCAUGAAUCGGGAUUCUCAAGCAAGACUCACCAUAUCUUCCCCGCUGGAAGCUCACAAAUCCAACACAUUAGUUUAUCACAUGGUUGGGGUAGACGUCGGGUUUGACAACCCUUUGUUUGCAUGUAUUGAAAUGGAUUAUGAGGAUGCAGAUCAGGACUCUACAGGCGAAGCUGCCCGUGGCGCCAAUCAGCUUCUGACGUAUUAUGAAUUGGACCUUGGACUGAACCAUGUGGUUCGAAAAUAUUCUGAACCUCUAGAGGAACACGCUAACUUUCUGAUCGCCGUGCCUGGAGGUAAUGAAGGUCCUUCUGGCAUAUUGAUUUGUUCUGAAAACUAUAUAACCUAUAAAAAUUUUGGGGACCAACCGGAUAUACGUUGUCCAAUACCUCAGAGGAAAAAUGACCUAGAUGACCCAGACAGAGGUAUUUUGUUCGUGUGCAGUGCGUCUCAUAAAACAAAGAAUUUAUUCUUCUUCCUGGCCCAAACUGAACAAGGUGAUAUUUUCAAAAUAAACCUUGAAGUCGAUGACGAUAUGGUGACUGAGAUCAAACUCAAGUAUUUUGAUACUGUUCCAGUGGCUACUGCAAUGUGUGUUCUAAAAACUGGCUUUUUAUUUGUAGCCUCGGAGUUUGGAAACCACUGCCUAUACCAAAUAUCACAUCUAGGUGACGACGACGAUGAGCCGGAAUUCUCAUCAGCUAUGCCUUUAGAGGAGGGAGACACUUUCUAUUUUUCUCCUAGACCACUUAAAAAUCUUAUCGAAGUUGAUGUUCUUGAAAAUUUAUCACCUAUCAUGAAUUGUCACAUUGCUGAUUUUGCUAAUGAGGAUACUCCGCAACUAGCAUGUCUAUGUGGGCGGGGUCCUGGGUCAACAUUCAGACUAUUGAGACAUGGUCUGGAAGUAUCUGAAAUGGCGAAAUCAGACCUUCCAGGUAAUCCCAAUGCAGUAUGGACUGUAAAGCGGAAUUCAGAAGAGGAAUAUGACGCAUACAUAAUAGUGUCCUUUGUCAACGCAACAUUGGUAUUGUCUAUAGGAGAAACAGUAGAGGAAGUUACUGACUCAGGUUUUCUGGGUACAACACCCACUCUUAUUUGUUCUCAGUUGGGUGAUGAUGCCCUUGUACAAGUUUACCCUGAUGGAAUUCGUCAUAUACGAGCCGAUAAAAGAGUAAAUGUUUGGCGUGCACCUGGGAAAAAAACAAUUACUAAAUGCGCCGUCAAUCGUCGACAAGUAGUUAUAGCCCUUACGGGAGGCGAGCUUGUCUAUUUUGAGAUGGAUAUGACAGGUCAGCUAAACGAAUACACUGAGCGAAAAGAAAUGCCAGCAGAUGUCAUUUGCAUGGCACUCGGUCGUAUCCCAGCAAACGAACAACGUUCCCGAUUUCUCGCCGUUGGUUUAGCUGAUAAUACUGUUCGCAUUUUAUCACUAGAUCCAUCAGACUGUCUAGCUCCUCUAACAAUGCAAGGUAUACCAUCUACUCCAGAAUCUUUAUGUAUAGUUGAAAUGGGGACCAACGAACCAUUCCCAUCGACAGAUGAUGGAGAAUCAGAGACUAAACCUUCCGGCGGCAUUAUUUAUUUGAACAUUGGCUUAAUUAACGGUGUGUUGUUGCGUGUUAUUUUAGAUCCUGUUACUGGUGAGCUAUCUGACACACGCACACGAUAUCUAGGUACUCGUCCUGUGAAGUUAUUCCGCAUUUCUAUGCAAGGUGGAGAAGCAGUUCUAUCCGUUUCUAGUCGCUCCUGGCUAAGUUAUGCUUACCAGAACCGAUUUCAUCUUAUUCCACUAUCAUAUGAAGCACUGGAAUACGCAUCUGGCUUUUCAUCUGAACAAUGCCCUGAGGGUAUCGUAGCAAUUUGUAAUAACUCUCUACGGAUUAUGGCGCUCGAGAAGCUUGGUGCUGUAUUCAAUCAAAUCAGUUAUCCACUCCAAUAUACACCUCGUAAAUCGGUCUUCCAUCCGGACUCAAAUAUUGCUUAUAUAAUCGAAACGGAUCAUAACAGCUACACAGAUGAUGUGAAAAAUACGCAUAAACGACAAAUGGCUGAGAGAAUGAUUGCUUCUGCUCAUGAUGGAUCUGCUGAGGAUAUGGCCGCAGCUAAGGACUCUGCUGCUUCUCUCCUUACAGAAAGUCUUCCAGAAGCGACCUUCGGCGCUCCAAAAGCUGGGCAAGGCAUGUGGGCAAGUUUGUUGAGAUGUCUGAAGCCCCUGGAUGGGACCACAUGUCAGAUAAUUCGAUUUCCACAAAAUGAAGCCGCUCAUGCUUUGGCAUUUGUCAAAUUCAAUAAUCAUCCAGCUGAACAAUUCCUUGUUGUGGCCCUUGUUAAAGAUCUUAUCCUUAAUCCACGUUCCUGUUCUGGUGGUUGCUUGAGGACAUAUCGUAUUUGGGACAAUGGAGAACGUCUCGAAUUUCUUCAUGAAACACCAGUGGAUGAUUUUCCUGCAGCAUUAUGUGCUUUCCAAGGUCGCCUUCUUGUAGGUGUGGGAAAUCGACUACGGAUAUAUGAUUUAGGGAAGAAAAAGCUGUUAAAGAAGUGUGAGAAUAAGCAUAUCCCUACUCUAAUCAAUGGUAUUUACUCCGUGGGUAGUCGAAUAGUAGUGACAGAUGUGCAAGAAAGUGUACAUUGGGUUCGUUACAGACCACGAUCAGAUAGUCAACUUGUUAUAUUUGCAGAUGACACUAAUCCCCGUUGGAUUACACACUUAGCAGUUUUGGACGCUUCAACGGUCGCUGUUUCAGAUAAAUUUGGGAAUGUUGUUAUUCUUCGAUUGCCACCAAAUGUCAUCGAUGAUAUUGAAGAUGAUCCUAGCGGAAAUCGUGCGCUUUGGGAUAGAGGAUUCCUUGGUGGUGCUAGCCAAAAGUGUGAAGUUUUAUGCCAUUUCUACGUUGGUGAGAUAGUAACCACUUUGCAAAAGGCUACUUUAAUCCCUGGAGGUUCCGAAGGCAUUGUUUACUCUACAUUAUCCGGUGGUAUCGGAAUGUUAGUUCCAUUUGCUUCCCGUGACGCCUAUGACUUUUUCCAACAUUUGGAGCUUCAUAUGAGAGCUGAAGGUUUAUCGCUAGUUGGUCGAGAACACGUUCAUUAUCGAUCACAGCACUAUCCGGUUAGAAAUGUAAUCGAUGGCGAUCUGUGUGAAAUAUUCAACUCCUUAGAUGGUAAUAAACAACGGUCAAUAGCUGAGGAAAUGGACAAAACGCCUAGCGAUAUUGCCAAACGUUUAGAGGAUAUUCGUACCCGAUUCGCAUUUUGAUAUGUCAGAGUUUUCCAACGAAAAAAACGUCAACCAUUACAAUAUUUAUUCAUGUAAAUAAAUAAAUAUUUUCUACUACUUCAAACCUAAAGCUUUCCAAGUUAGUGUUUCCCUGUAUUUUACUAAUUCAAAUAUAAAUUUUGCCGAA
Molecule: messenger RNA, 3888 nt
Organism: Trichobilharzia regenti
Lineage: Eukaryota; Metazoa; Platyhelminthes; Trematoda; Strigeidida; Schistosomatidae
Source: the annotation of a GenBank genome assembly